This is a messenger RNA of Anopheles cruzii, 4320 nucleotides long. RefSeq names its product transmembrane protein 132D (gene dtn). The transcript is spliced from 14 exons. Bases 1 to 4320 code for a protein of 1439 amino acids. The record is from RefSeq and is a predicted model, not a curated record. Lineage: Eukaryota; Metazoa; Arthropoda; Insecta; Diptera; Culicidae.
AUGUUUAUACUGUUGUUUGUAGCUCGCUUCAGUGUUUCUUUUUCAGUCGAAGUUCAUUUUGAAUCGCCGGAUACUGGCUUUUUUCUAAAGCACUCUCCGCGCCAAAACACGCUUUUAUCGACAGCAACGACAGUUUCGUCGAACAGUAAGGCGCGUUUAAUGAACGAUUCAAUUCUUUCGAUUGAUCGUUUUACGGUAGUACAAACAAGUCAACCUGUCUCAAUCCGGGCAAGCUACGGACCGUUUUCUACAAAACAAACAGUGCCAGCUCGGUACAUCGUACCCGACGUACUUGAAACCAUCAAUGCUGAUUCUGGUUUACAAAACGCUACAAUUUCCUUAAUAGACCUGCAGCAAUCCAAUCCUCAUUUAGACAUUUCGGCACACGUUGUGAAGAAUAUAAUCGUCCGUGACUCGCCUGUGUUACGAGUGCUAUUUCACGCUGGGGCUGAUCCGAGGGGACAUCUUCAACGACAAAAAAUAUGCGUUCUUCUACACGCGUCCAUGGGCAACAAAGCACCGUUGAAAGGACGCUGUAUGCCAGAAGGGGAAGAUGGAGUUUGUGUGGCAGAAGUGGUGAUCCCUGCAAAUUGGUGGCCGCCUAUGCCUUCGCCUGAUAUAGAUGGUCGCUACCCUGUCGUUACGCCGCCGAAGAGUCCUCAGCGCGUGGUGCAAGUUUCUUAUAGCGUAUUUGAGCCGCCUGUACGCAAUCCCGAGCUUUGCGAACCAAAAGUACAAAUCCAACCUCUAACACCGUUCGCAAAGAUUCCACUUUUACAAUCUCAUCUACCGUAUAAAGAACUGCGCGCUGAUGAUACCCUUACAAUGAUGGUUCCACAACAACCAUUGUAUCCUUUAUCAAAAAUACACGUACCAGUAUUCCUGCAUCCCGAACCAGAGCAAAGCAUUGCAGUAUUUAUAGUUAGAGCUCGCGUUAAGGCUGGAAUGCGUAUACUUGGCGCAACUGCAUCGUCUGAUGAAUGGAACGUGUCAGUCGAAAAAGAAAACACUAAGCACACAGUAGCUCGAGUAACUGCUUUCCGUAAGGAUCAAGAUCCGGACAGUCCAGUAGGCAUGGUGCGAACAGGUGACAAUCGGGCGUUGGAAGUAUUUUCCUGGAUGCUAGAAGUUGCCAAUGAUACCAAAGAACAUUUAGAUGGUGGAAGAAUUAUAUGGUCCGUUAGCUACGUACACGAUGGUCCAAAGAUAAAGGAUCUCUCGGCAGAAUCGAUAGCCACCACGAGUACAGCAGCACACGAAGAAGGCAAAAAGAAAAUCGUUGCAAAACUUGAUAUACAAAAAGAUGAUAUACAAGCAGUAUUGCCUAUUGCAAAGAAUUGGGAGCUUAUGAAUACUGCGGUUCUUACCGGAAGGCAGGUGUCCCAAGCAAUGAAAGUAUUUAUUGUGUCACAAGCCGGCAAAGUGGCAGAUGUAACAUUACAAAGUUCUUGUCUGGUGGAAGACGAAAGUGUCAUCAAGGUAUCUUCAUCAUGUAGUUCUGUAUAUGUGGAUGGUUCAGAAAUUGGAGGUUCGUCAAACGCAUCGGUAGUGGUCAAAUACGGUACGUACACCGGUCUUGCACGAUUUACUGUUUGGAUGCCGGAAUUUCCGCUGGAAGUAUCUGUCGCUGACUUUCGACUAUCUCAAAUUAAAAAUUGGAAGAUUCCAGAUGAUCAUAUCACAAUGAACAGUAAAACUAAGCGUCGUAAAAAACGUGCAUAUAAUGGCGGUUGGGAACAUCAUGUUGAUGACUUUGCGAACGGCCCAGACCGUAGCACAUGUCGGGCAAGAUAUCAACAAAGUCAAGUAGAAGUUUACGCAAGAUUUCUUGCAGUUGAUCAAGAUUCUGGACGUGUGAGCUAUUUGAUUUCUCGUCGCACUGGUCUGCGGGUAACAGAUCUUGUUCAGCCGCUACUUCGAGUUGCAGAUCCGAAAAUUGCCACACUUCGUGGGCGAACGCUUCAAGGACGAGCAAUGGGUCGCACUGAUGUUCAGGUCCUUUCUCCUAUUAAUGGCAGAGUAAUAGGAGCACGAGAGGUUCGAGUCGGUAGUGAUAAAGUUACAAUAACAAAACUUCUAGUGAAGGUAGUCUCCGGAUUACAACUCUCAAUCUCAAGUGACCCCUCUAUCGAAAAUGGCUACAUAGCGGAAACUUCCGUCACACGAAAACUGACUGCCCAGUAUCAAGAAGGCUUGCUGGACAUUGAUUUAGAAUUUUCAGAUGGUUCGAAAACACCAUUAAGGGAUAUUUCAGUGGAUGACUACUUUCUGUUAGUUGAAAGCCUCGACACUGAAGUGGUUGCCUUUGCCCCAAUGCUCGCGUCUCACCAUCCACGAGUAAUUGCGGUCGGCGAAGGCAAUGGUAAUUUACUUAGAGUAACUUUGCUGCUAUCAGAAGAGUGUCGUUUGCGACGUAAUUUGCCGGUGUCUAAACAGGGAAUAAAGGCUUCCUUUGGUCCUCUCGUUAGUGCGCUGGCAUCGGUGCAAGUUGACUUUAGCGGUUUAGAUAUAAGCUCCCGGCCAGAUACGGUUCAGAACGAUGGUAUCAUCGGUAGAGAUCGUGUCAAAUCUGGCAAUGAACUAAAUGAUUUAGAGGAAAUCUUAAUCGGUAUACCAAUAAAACACAACAGUAGACAUGGUAUAGAAGCUGCAUUGCAACCCUCGAAGCAGUAUAACCGUGGAAACAUUAUCGUACCUGGAGGAAGCCUUGGAAAAGGUGGAAGCUUGACUUCUAAUAAAAGCAUAGUGCAUGAUGAUGCGACUACCCUUGAAAUUGGAAUGUAUGUCGUAUUAACGGUGUUUUGUCUGGCGAUUGCCGUGUUUGUGGUGUCCUGUGUUGUGUACGCAUCAAAAUAUCGUCCAGUUACAAUUGAUGUAAAUGGGGAAGCUAGCAUUCAUGAUGCUAUGGGUAAUGCUAGUGUAUCCGAUGUUGGAAAAGGGAGUGAAUCCUGCGCUACAAAUGUCCAUGAUUGGGUAUGGCUGGGACGAGCAACAAUGGAUCGAUCGAACGCGGAAAGCGCUUUGGAAUCGGGUAACUACAGAGACUCGAGAAUGCAUAUUAUAAGUAAUCCGAUGAAUUCAAAAUAUGGAGAUGCAGAUGCAAGUAUCAUACACGCAAAUAGCUUUGAUAAUCCCAAUCACGUACAAUUGCCACCCUCGGCCAAUAUACUUACACAUAAUGUGCGUGUGAUAAAUGGUUUGUUUGGUAAAGGGGAAACUUUUAUGCCAAUCAAUUCGUCUACUUAUAACAAAAGAGACCGUCAUAAUGAUUCUAUAGUAGAAGAAGCGCCCCCACUUCCUCCACAUGCAACAACAGCUCUGGUAGACCGUUCUGAAUAUCGUCCACCAGUUCCACCACACCGCAAUGCAAAUAAUUCUAUCAAUAUCACUAACAGGCAAUUUCCAUUUGACACAGUUAUGCAGUCUGAAAUUAAAAAGCGAAAUCAAAUACGCCACGAAGGACGAAACAACGGUACACGGAUGAGCGAUAAAAAUGGCUCAGUAACGAAUCCGGCAUAUGAAAUACGAAUGCCAAAUGCAUUAUUGGUGGAACGGCACAAUCUCAGGCAUACGCAGCACAAAAUUAAUGCAGCGCUUUUCAGUAACGGAGGACAAGAGCAGCUUAAACAUCAGUCCCAUCGAGUGGCAAUGCUGGCUUCAAACAGUUCACCAAACUCGUUUGAAAACAUGGGUUUUUCUGUCGUUUCCGCCCCUCACUCGUCGAUUGCUGAUAGAAGAGAGCAGCGAAGGCUUGGAAAAGAUUUACACAUGGCAGAGCGCUUAGUUAAUCAACAAAAUGAUCAACAAACAGCAUUUAAAUUUGACACAAUUAAACACCAAGUUCCGGCCGAUAAUCAACAAGCUCUACCAUAUAGUAAAAGUUCAUCAUCUCCAUGUCGAAAUGCGACAAAAAAACACGAAGUAAUUGUUGCUGCUAAGGAACAAAGUAUCCAGGAAGGCAAGAACAACUACAGCGACACAUCCCAGUGCAAUGAUGAGUCCUCAAGCAAUCAAAACAAAUGCCACACUUCAUUUGAUGAUAAUGGUGGCUUUGUUACACCAUCCAGCGACCGUCGUUACGCAAGCAAUCGGGUACGGGGCAUAAUUCAAAGAGGAAACUCCGCAUCAGCCGCGCCAACAAACGGUUCAGAAAUGGCGAAUGAGGUAAUUAGAAAACCUUCCGUGGUAGGAAAUCCUAUGUUUUCCAGCACGCCUGAUAGUGAAUUGGGCCCUGGAGAGAGCCUAGGCUUGGAUGAUCUCGAUAUGGACUAUGAACAAAUUAUGCACUACUUCGAUAACCUGAAAGAAUCGAACGCCUGA